Messenger RNA from Linum tenue, 267 nucleotides. NCBI's taxonomy places the organism in Eukaryota, Viridiplantae, Streptophyta, Magnoliopsida, Malpighiales, Linaceae. The record is from the annotation of a GenBank genome assembly.
AUGAAUCACUCGAAGAAGGUAGGCUUCCAAAUCUCUGCACUUCCCUCGCCCCGAUUCGGCUUUGAUUCACUGAAACGGCGAUUGGUUCAGGUUCAUGCUCUGGUAGCGAGCAACGAAACGGUGAUUGAAGCUGGGAUCGGAGAUGAGGGAGCUCCACAGCUUGCAGAUGGGUUUGUAGAGGAAGGCGGAUCUGGGAUUGGGGAGGGGAAUCAGAAUCUCGACGAGGAGGCCGUCUCCGAGUUUGCUGAUGGCGGAAGGAGGGUGUAG